Messenger RNA from Loxodonta africana (African savanna elephant), 1737 nucleotides. RefSeq names its product olfactory receptor 8J2-like. Gene Ontology annotation, biological process: G protein-coupled receptor signaling pathway; sensory perception of smell. The transcript has a single exon. Gene Ontology annotation, cellular component: membrane. The record is from RefSeq and is a predicted model, not a curated record. Gene Ontology annotation, molecular function: olfactory receptor activity; odorant binding; G protein-coupled receptor activity. Bases 413 to 1120 code for a protein of 235 amino acids. Lineage: Eukaryota; Metazoa; Chordata; Mammalia; Proboscidea; Elephantidae.
CUGAAAAUGUAGGAGAGAAAAAAUUAAGAUCUGAAACUCGUAAGUGCGAACAAAACUAAACAGAUUUUAAAUGAAAAUUUAACAAGGAAUAAUCCUCUAAAAGCAAAAUUAAUUUUACAUUUUAUUAAUCUCUUUUCAUUUUCUCUAUUUAAGGAAACAAACAGUGCAAUAAAUGGCUCCAGGAAAUCUCACAAAGGUGAAUGAGUUCAUUCUCAUGGGAAUCACAGGCCUUCCUGAGCUCCAGAUCCCCCUUUUCUUUGUCUUCCUGGUGAUCUAUGGGCUGACUGUGGUAGGGAACCUGGGCACCAUCAUCCUCACCAGUGUGGACUCAAGACUUCAAACCCCCAUGUAGUUUUUCCUUCAACACUUGGCUAUCACUAACCUUGGCAAUUCUACCACCAUUGCCCCUAAAAUGUUGCUCAACUUCUUGGCUAAGGAGAAAACCAUUUCAUACCACUUUUGUGCAGCUCAACUAGGAGGAUUCUUAGUUUUCAUGGUGGCUGAAGUUUUCAUACUGGCGGCAAUGGCCUAUGACCGCUAUGUGGCCAUUUGCAACCUCCUGCUCUACAUGGUGGUCGUAUCUUGGCAGGUCUGCCUUCUGCUAAUAUCCCUCAUAUACCUCUACAGUCUGACCAUAGCACUGACUGUCUCUGCCUGUGUGUUCUCUGUAUCAUAUUGUUCUUCUAAUGUAAUCAACCAUUUUUACUGUGAUAACGUCCCUUUGCUAGCAUUGUCCUGUUCUGAUACUUACAUUCCAGAAACAGCUGUGUUUACAUUUUCGGGUACCAAUCUGUUUUUCUCCAUGAUCGUUGUUCUAAUAUCCUACUUCUACAUUGUCCUCACCAUUUUGAGGAUACAAUCCUCAGAAGGGAGACAAAAAGCUUUUUCCACCUGUGCUUCUCACAUGAUGGCGGUCACUGUGUUCUAUGGGACCCUCCUUUUCAUGUAUUUGCAACCAAGGACCAAUCACUCACUAGAUACUGAUAAAAUGGCCUCAGUCUUUUACACCCUCGUGAUACCAAUGCUGAAUCCCCUCAUAUACAGCCUAAGGAACAAGGAUGUGAAGGAUGCACUGAAGAGAUUCCUGAAUAACCCAUGCCAAUCACUCAAACUAAUAUAAAUUAUAACUACAACUAUCUUCUUUUAAGAACCUUAAUUUGCUCCUGACAAAACUGCUAAGUGAAGAGGCAUUUUAAGUAGUUAAAAAACAAACAAUAAAAAAAACUAUUAAUUACGAUGGGAAAAAUACUAAUGCAUUUUUUUUCCAAUUCAAAGUACCAAUCUUCCUAGUUGGAAAAAUGCUUCAAUUAUACAAUGAAAACAAACUUACAUAAGUAAUAAACAACAAAUUGAAAAUAAAUAAAUACAUAUUAUAAAUAAAUUACAACUUGUUAAAAGGUUUGUGUCUUAUUCUCUGGAAAUAUGGUAUCUGCUGUUGUUAGAUGCCAUCAAGUCCAUUCCUACUCAUAGUGACAUUAUGUACAACAGAAGGAAACACUGCCUGGUCCUGAGCCAUCCUCAUGAUCAUUGUUUUGCUUUAGCCCAUUGUUGCAGCCACUGUGUCAAUCCAUCUCCUUGAGGGUCUUUGACAUAGGCACUGUAUUUGUUUGCAAAUGAGAAGAAAAAGCUACAAACAAAAGGUGUCUAAGUACCGCAAAUUGUUUUCAAUAACCUACAAUUUGGAGAAUGGGACCCACCCAGUGGUACCAGGAAAGAAAAGACCUUGCACUUUUCUUC